AUGACAGUGAGUCAGCUGGUACGGAAGCGGAUGCAGCGUGGAGUUUCGGUUCGACGGAGGAGUGAACUGACAAGGACCCUUUAUCAAAAUGUGGACAAUCACAAUUCGAGCAGACACAAAUUGUUUAUGGGUCCUAUUCUGGAUCACCUACUCUCAAUUUUUGGCCGUGUCCUCUGAUGACAUCGUGGUCGCAUGUGGGGGGUUUGUGAAAUCCGACGUUGAAAUCAAUUACUCAUUGAUCGAGAUUAAACUCUACACCAAACAAGGUUCCUUAAAACACCACACUGAUUGUGCACCUAUAAAUGGAUAUUUUAUGAUUCCUCUAUAUGACAAGGGAGAUUUUGUUUUAAAGAUUGAACCUCCCCUUGGAUGGAGUUUCGAGCCCACUAGUGUGGACCUCCAUGUGGAUGGUGUCACUGAUAUUUGUACAAAAGAACAGGACAUCAAUUUUGUUUUCACUGGCUUUUCAAUAUCGGGAAUGGUCUUGAGUAAAGGUCAUCUCCUUGGUCCACCUGGAGUAGAAGUUAAAUUGAGUAGAGCCGGGACAGAUGAGAAUCUUCAGACUGUCACCACCCAGCCUGGAGGAGCGUAUAACUUUCACAAAGUUCUCCCUGGAACAUAUGACAUCAUUGCUUCUCAUCCUUCCUGGAUCUUGGAGCAGAGUGCCACAACAGUACACAUUUCUACUGCCAAUGGGCUGGCUGCUGACCAUCUGGUUGUUGGAGGAUACGACGUCUCAGGGGAGGUCCGCAGUGAUGGAGAGCCUAUGAAAGAGGUCACCUUCCUACUUUACUCGGCUACAGUGAAAAGAGAGAAUGUGAAAGGGUGCAACUUUUCUCCGGUGGAGGGAGCAGACUCGGGGGACAGCUCCUUAAUCUACCUGUGCAAUGCCCUCUCCAGGGAAGACGGUACCUUCACCUUCCCCUCAUUAUCUAGUGGGGAGUACACAGUGGUACCCUUCUACAGAGGAGAGAGGAUCACUUUUGAUGUUUCUCCUUCCAGAAUGAGUUUCAAGGUGGAGCACAACAGUUUGACGCUGGAGCCCAUUUUUCGUGUCAUGGGUUUUUCUGUGACUGGUCGGGUCCUUAAUAGUGUUCAUGGGGAAGGUGUAAUUGAUGCUGCUGUCUCCAUCAACAAUCAGUUCAAAGUUGUCAGCAAAGAGGAUGGUUCUUACAGGCUGGAGAACAUGACAGCGGGUACUUACACCAUCCGCGUCCACAAGGAGCUGAUGUUCUUUGAACCAGUAACAGUAAAAAUUGCCCCCAACACUCCACAACUUCCUGACAUCAUCACAGCAGGGUUCAGUGUUUGUGGACAGAUCUCCAUCAGUCGCCUGCCUGAAGGCAUGAAGCAGCAAGGUCGCUACAAGGUCACAUUGACACACAAAGGCCAAGACAAGACAUCUGGUCGGAUCAUUGACUCAGACACCCAGGGAGCUUUUUGCUUUCAGGCGAAAACUGGAGAUUACAGCGUCCAUGUAUCGCUACCUGAGGUAGAUGUAAAAGCGGGCCUGGCUCUGCAUCCGAAUUCCCUGGAGUUCUCAGUUGUGGACAAGCCCCUCACAGACCUACUUUUUACCCAAUUUAUGGCCUCCAUCUCUGGAAAGGUCUACUGUUUGGCAUCUUGUGAUGACCUGUCAGUAACACUCCAGCCGGUGAGCCGCUCAGGAGAAAGAAGGAUUAUGCCUCUCUCAGGCAGCAGCGACAUUCUCAAUUUCUCCUUUGAUGAUGUUCUGCCUGGGAAAUACAAAGUAAGCAUUUCUCAUGAGGAGUGGUGUUGGAAACAUAAAUCCAUGGAAGUCGAGGUUGUGGACACUGACAUCUUGGGUGUUGAGUUCCGGCAAAUUGGCUACAUCCUGCGUUGCUCCCUCUCUCAUGCCAUCACUUUGGAGUUCUUUCAGGAUGGCAGCAAACCCGAAAAUGUAGGCAUCUACAAUCUCUCCAAAGGAGUCAACCGUUUUUGUCUCUCCAAACCAGGUGUCUACAAAGUCACCCCUCGCUCCUGCCACCAAUUCGAACAGGAUUUUUACACCUACGAUACCUCAGCACCCAGCCUCCUGACUCUUACUGCAGUGCGCCAUCACAUGACCGGCCUCAUUACCACCGACAAGAUCCUGGAUGUCACAGUCACUAUCAAAUCUUCCAUUGAGAGUGAGCCAGCAUUGGUUCUUGGCCCCCUGCGGAGUCUGGAAGAGCAGAGGCAGGAGCAGCAGUUGCAGGAGAUUCAGUUGCGACGCUUAGAACGAGAACGACGAGCUGCUGAAGAGGAAGGGGCCGUCAAGGAUGAUAGUCCACCUAUCCAAGAAAAGGCCGAUGAUCUGACAGGCCCCUUCCACUAUGAGUUUUCCUACUGGGCCAGGGCUGGAGAGAAAAUUACAGUGACACCCUCCUCCAAGGAGCUUCUGUUCAACCCCCCUGAAGUGGAAGCGACGAUCACAGGAGAGUCAUGCCCUGGUCGCAUGGUGGACAUAAUGGGUCGUGCAGGGCUUUUCCUGGAGGGCAAGGUGUCACCCGAGCUGCAAGGUGUUGAGAUCUCCAUCAGUGAAAGAGGAGCUACUUCACCACUCAUCACAGUGGCCACCAAUGAGAAUGGUGCAUACAGCGUCGGUCCCCUCCACAGCAACAUACAGUAUGACAUUAGUGCCAUUAAAGAAGGAUUUGUUCUGACUCAUGUGGAUGGAAGCCAGGGAGAUUUCAAAGCUUUUGCUCUGGCUGGAAUCACCUUCAAGAUAAAAUCAGAAGAUGGUCAUCCAUUGUCUGGAGUCCUCCUGUCACUAAGUGGCGGACAAUUUCGGUCUAACCUCUUAACCCAGGACACUGGUCUACUCACAUUCAAUAACUUGAGUCCAGGUCAGUACUAUUUCAAGCCAAUGAUGAAAGAAUUCCGCUUUGAGCCAACAUCCCAAAUGAUUACGGUAGAAGAGGGUCAAAUCCUCAGUAUCGAGAUAACUGGGAUUAAGACUGCGUAUAGCUGCUAUGGAACAGUGCAGUCUUUAAGUGGUGAUGCAGAGAGGGACAUUGCCGUAGAAGCGGUAGGUCAAGGAGACUGUAGUAUAUACAGUGAGGACACUGUCACUGAUGAGGAAGGUCGCUUCAGGCUUAGAGGUCUGCUGCCUGGUUGCAAGUACCUGAUCCAACUACGAGCUGAAGGUAAUGACCACAUAGAGAGAGCCUUACCACAACAAAGAGCCAUAGAGGUUGGCAGCAGUGACAUUGAGGGAGUCAACAUCAUUGCCUUCAGACAAAUCAAUCAAUUUGACCUUAGCGGGAAUGUCAUUACAUCCCCGGAACAUCUAGCAACUUUAUCGGUGAAGCUGUACAAGAGUGACAACUUGGACAACCCCCUUCACAGUGUCUCACUGGGCCAGUCCCUCUUCUUCCAUUUUCCCCCAUUGGACAGAGAUGGAGAGGGCUACAUUCUUAUGCUGUACUCCACACUGUCCCACACACAGUAUGACUACACUCUACCUCAGGUCUCUUUUACUUCUAGUGGUUACCAUAAGCACGUAACCCUCACCUUCAACCCAACUCGCAAAAUGCCUGACCAAGAUGUCGCCCAGGGGUCCUACAUUGCUUUACCCCUCACUCUCCUGCUACUGUUAGCUGCAUAUAACCAUGAAAAGGUCAUCCCCUUACUUCUGCAAGUGAUGAAUCGCAUUCAGGGUGUAAGGAGCAUGACUCAGACCAGUGGAGACGGUGCCAUCUUGGAAGAAGUCAAACGUCAGGCCAAGAGGCAGAAAGCCCGACGUACAUGAGGCAAAAAACACCUAACACAUUUUAUUAGGCCACUAUCAUCAAGGCCGCAACUUGCCAAGUGACUGGUUAAACUAAAUCUUUACUGCUGUUUUUAAUCAGUGCAAGAAAGCCUGACAUCAUCCUCAUUUUUUGCUCACACUCACUGGCGCAACUGAUGUGCACUUCCAUACAUUUGUGGUCAAAUUAUGUAAAUGUAAUUAGUGAGAGCAACUUAAAUUUAUUUUUUACCAUUCAAAAACACUUGAUCAUAUAGUUGUGAGUCAGUUCAAAGCCAGCUCAAAUACAAUGCAAGAAAAAUAUGUUUUAAGAACUUGAGCAUGUCACAUGGCAGCUUUGCUCACAGGACAAAAAAAAAAUUGAGAAACUGUUGAGAAACUAACAUGGAGGGUAUUUGAGAUGCCAUGUUGAGGUUUCGGUUUACUCAAAUCUUAUCGUUUUUGUAACACAAGGCACCUCAUACCGGAGCUAUUCAGUCACUAAUGUUCAAGUGGAUACUGUUUUUGUUGGAUUCAAAUGGCAAUCUUGCUGUAUUGUUGUUGUUGGAUUUCAGAAAUCCUUGAUGUUAGUUUUGUCAUUAACAUUGAACAAGCCAUUUUCCACACUUAAUAUUGAUCAAGCAUUUGUAAACUAAGUAAAACCAACUAGUGGGGACUCAACAAAAAUAUUGAUUCAUGAAAAAUAUAAUCAAAUUUCAACAAGGGUCUGUGCCCGACAGUGACCAUUAUACAAAUAAUAACAAUGUAAUUUCUUCAUACACGGUCAUGCAUUGCAAGUGGCUGAUUUAUUAUUUAUUUUAACUCAUUUAAUCUUUGGCCAAUUAAGUAUAUGUAUGCUUUACUGCCUGCAGCAUAUACGGUGUGCGGCAAAUAGUAAAUUUAAUAUUCCUAUUAAUUCCAGUUGAAGUUUUCCAACUUUUGAAACCUGAACGUCUGCAACCCUGUGAGUGGUAAGUUAAUGUGUUAAUGUAAUUUGCUAAUGACCUCCAUGUGGGGAAACUGCACUCGGAUAUCAUGAAGUGAUGUGAUUUUCUCUGUUAUGUCAACAGCAAUCCACACCCCUGUGUUUCUAUUUCUACAAAAAGUAGACAUAUUAGUUUUGACAGAAACAUUCUGAUGAUAACUCUGUUGAACUGAUUGUGAAACACUUUUCUGGGUUAUGAAAAUGUAGAUUUUGAUCAUGUGUGUGUGUGUUUUUUUUCUACUUUCUGGGAUUGUGGGUACUGAAUAUCAACUUGGACUGAGAUUUUAAUUUAUUUACAUGACUGAUAAAAUGUGAGUAUGUAACUUGUUGUAUUGAGUUCAUUUUGCCUACACUUAAAGAUUACCGUAGUCAUUUUUUUUUUUCUUGGUCUGGGAUAGAAAAAAAAAAAGACUAAUAGUGAGUAACUGUUCUCUAUUAGUGUGGGUAAAAUUUACUUGAUGAGUAGUAUAUUAUUCAUCUGGCCAUAAUUAAGGAAAAGGGUAUAUGAUUUUUUUGUUUGGUUGGUUUAACACUCACUGUUGAUAGUGACUUCAAGAGCCAAAAACACUUGAAUUUGUACUUAAAUCUGCACACUUUCAAUGUAUUAUCAGGUAAUAUAAUUUUAUGGGGGAUUUAUUGAUUGAUUUGGUUGGGAUGAAUGGGCAAGCAUGCCACUUAUGAUGAAAUUGUCAACCAGUCUUAUUUAGUUUAAUUUUUUUUUUUAAUGUUCAUUAAAUUGACAAAUGAUGUACUUGGCGCUUGUGUGUGGUGUUGCCUCCAGGGGGCAAUAUAAUCUUAGACUGUUCUUAUUGGGUGAAUCGACCCUGCUAGACUUUUAGCAAAACACACUUUGUAAAAGAUAACUUUUUGUUUAACUAGAAAAAGAAUAUACUUCAAAAUUUACAUUAAAUGUCACUCAAUGCAUUGCCGAGUCAUUGUCCAAAUGUAAAGAAGUGCCUAUAUUAAAGACUAGCAGUUUACAAGUUUCAAGGGCCUUGGCAUCUUUGCGUUGGGUGGCCAUAGUGUACUUUAAAAAAUGUCACACAUGCAGCCAAUGGUUAAUGGCUAAUAGUCGAAAUACUACAAAGUUAACUGCAGUGGAUAUAAUUAGGGAAGAGACUAUCUGAUAUACAGUAGCCAUUCAGUGUCCUCACUUGUACAAACUAGAAAAUAAUUAUUAAACUCAUCGCUACAUUGUCUAUAUGGAACAUGAAUCUAUGAAAAUGGCACUCGAACUUGUUUUCAAAAGCUGGAUUUUUGAUGCCUCACUGUAGAGGCAUGAGCUAAUAAUAGACAUUAUUUUUAUAAGUUUGAUUCAAUCCAGUAAUGAGAAUCCUUGAGAUGUAGAAGUGAAUGAAGAUGGUGGUCAAUUGUGUGAUAAUCCACACCCAGUGGGGCUCCAUGACUGCAGAGAAAAUGCACAACAACGGAUGUGAUAUCGCUUCCAUAGAUCUAUUUAAUUACCUUAGGUGUGUGUAUCAAAUCGGAGUAGAGAUUAUAUUCAGACACACUUUGUUUCCAUAAGUAUUCACUCACAGGCCAUCAGUCAUGAUUUUAAGCGACAUCCCAUUCAAAAAUAAUAGUGUUCAAGGAAUUAUAAACAGAACAGCUUCAACUCUUUGAGGAUUUUUCACAUGGAUUUUUGGAGUGUGUGUGUGUGUAUAUAGUAGCUUUUGACCAUUCAAAGCACAUUUGUGAGAUCAAACAGUGGUUUUCAUGACAAGGCCUGAAUCUCUUUUUUUUGAUUGAUUUUAAUUAGUUCUUUGCUAUUAAUUGCUGUUUAUUACCAUAAUUUAUCUGAUACCUUUAAGAGAAACAAAUACACUGCUGGCCAAAAGUAUUGGCACCCCUGCAAUUCUGUUAGAUAAUGCUCAAUUUCUCCCAGAAAAUGAUUGCUAUUACAAAUGCUUUGGUAGUAAUAUCUUCAUUGAUUUUGCUUGCAAUGAAAAAACACAAAAGAGAAUGGGGAAAAAAUUUAAAUCAUUAUUUUACACAAAACUCCAAAACUGGGCCGGACAGAAGUAUGGGCACCCUUUGAAAAAUCAUGUAUUGCUUCUCUAAUUUGUGUAAUUAACAGCACCUAUUACUUACCUGUGGCACACAACAGGUGGUGGCAAUUACUAAAUCACUCUUGCAGCCAGUUAAAAUGGAUUAAAGUUGACUCAACCUCUGUCCUGUGUCCUUGUGUGUACCACAUUGACCAUGGAGAAAAGAUAGAAAACCAAAGAACUGUCUGAGGACUUGAGAAGCAAAAUUGUAAGGAAGCAUGGGCAAUCUCAAGGCUACAAGUCCAUCUCCAAAGACCUGAAUAUUCCUGUGUCUACCUUGCGCAGUGUCAUCAUUAAAGCCCAUGACACUGUCGCUAACUUCCCUAAAUGUAGACGGAAAAGAAAAAUUGAUGAGAUUUCAACAAAAGAUUGUGCGGAUGGUGGAUAAAGAACCUCGACUAACCUCCAAACAAGUUCAAGCUGUCCUGCAGUCCGAGGGUACAACAGUGUCGAGCCGUACUAUCCGUCGGCGUCUGAAUGAAAAGGGAUUCUAUGGUAGGAUUGGCAGGAAGACCUCACUUCUGACCCAGAUACAUAAAAAAGCCAGGUUGGAGUUUGCCAAAACAUACCUGAGAAAGCCAAAAACGUUUUGUAAGAAUGAUCUCUGCUCAGAUGAGACAAAAGUAGAGCUUUCUGGAAAAAGGCAUCAACAUAGAGUUUACAGGAGAAAAAUGAGGCCUUCAAAGAAAAGAAAAUGGUCCCUACAGCCAAACAUGGUGGAGGUUACCUGAUGUUUUGGGGUUGCUUUGCUAUCUCUGGCACUGGACUGCUCGACCGUGUGCAUGGCAUUAUGAAUUCUGAAGACUACCAACAAAUUUUGCAGCAUAAUGUAGGGCCCAGUGUGAGAAAGCUUGGUCUCCCUCAGAAAUCAUGGGUCUUCCAGCAGGACAAUGACCCAAAACAC
Molecule: messenger RNA, 7667 nt
Organism: Corythoichthys intestinalis (scribbled pipefish)
Lineage: Eukaryota; Metazoa; Chordata; Actinopteri; Syngnathiformes; Syngnathidae
Gene: nomo
Product: nodal modulator
Exons: 31
Coding region: 89-3754 (1221 amino acids)
Cellular component (GO): endoplasmic reticulum membrane
Molecular function (GO): carbohydrate binding
Source: RefSeq, a predicted model, not a curated record